Molecule: messenger RNA, 809 nt
Organism: Rhipicephalus microplus (southern cattle tick)
Lineage: Eukaryota; Metazoa; Arthropoda; Arachnida; Ixodida; Ixodidae
Product: SKA complex subunit 1-like
Biological process (GO): cell division; mitotic cell cycle; regulation of microtubule polymerization or depolymerization
Cellular component (GO): outer kinetochore; spindle microtubule; mitotic spindle
Molecular function (GO): microtubule binding
Source: RefSeq, a predicted model, not a curated record
AUGGAAGAAUACAUCGCCCGCUUGCACCAUAGACUGGAGGUUCUCAAGCUGUGCGUCUCCCUGUGCAAGGUAUCGACCGACGACGCUUACUUCGUGAAGAACGCGCGUGCCAAGCUAGUCGACGCAAGCGAGCACCAGCGGCGCAUCGACGAAUUGCUCAAGCAGUACGAAGAGGUGAAGGAACGAGAAGCGAAGAUUCUCACCGACUUGGAGGUCCGACUGCAGCUCGCCGAGUGUCAAAAGUCGUUCGUGGAGGGUCUCGGAGAACCCAAGUCUCAGCCAAGCGGCGUCGCUACGCAAGGUUCGUCUCUGGCCGCGGGCGAUAAGCCUUGUCGCCAGCAGGUUACCGCUGGAUCCAAGCACGUCACGAACCUCAUCGCUCCCCUAAGCGAAGAGGAAUUCUCCAGCGUCCCCAAGUACAUGAAGGGUCGGUUCACGCUCGCCGCGAUCAACAAACUCGUCGACGGUUUCAACAAGGCGAUCGCGUCCAAGUACCAACUCUUGGCGCUCCCCAAGUCCCGCCUGAAGGGCCAGUGGAAGCGUGUCACCACCUACCAGAUGCAGGAGACCGCCGAGACGAAGAGGCUCAGCUUCGUGGUCGACGCCGACCUGACCGGGAAAAGUGGCGGUGGUGCUGCCUUCGAGUCCAGUCGAGUCGUCACCCAGUUUGCUGUGGUGAUGCGACACUGCGGAAGGAUACGCGAGAUACGGGGUCCCGAACGCAUAGUGCGUUACGUGGUGGUCUGAUAAGCAGCAGUCACGAACUGAUCUCAAAGCACACCACGUCUUGUUACUGAUGCGAUGAUAAA